Molecule: messenger RNA, 1642 nt
Organism: Misgurnus anguillicaudatus (oriental weatherfish)
Lineage: Eukaryota; Metazoa; Chordata; Actinopteri; Cypriniformes; Cobitidae
Source: RefSeq, a predicted model, not a curated record
UUCUUCAUCUUGAUUUCAGAAGUCAUUUUUUGCAGGGCAGGUAAUUCAAACAGAGAUAUCUUUAUACUGGUUUAUUCACUCGGUGAGUUAUUAACCUGUUAAGGGCAGGCAAUAUUUCAAGGUUCAUUUGCUCUCUCUCUCUCUCUCUCUCUCUCUCUCUUUUUACUAUACCUGAGGUGACUCUGGCCCCUCCCAUAUGUUCCAUUGUCUGCCCCCCUUCACGACACACAUAGGCACACUGGAGCGUUUCAAUGAGCUCUUUGUAGGGGGUUGAGGUAUGUAGUGAAAGUCUGCGUGUGUUUGGGUUUUUUUACCAGCAGCUAGUGGAAGAACUUUGGAGGUUUUUAAAGGUGUACUUGUUAACCGAUUUACAAAGACAAUAUAGACAAAAAGAGAAGACAGAAGUGUUCAAAGUCACAAAUCUGCCUUGUGUUUGGACUGAAAACGAGAGAGAAGAUAAAUCAAUCACACAUGAUCUUCAAGGAAGGUUGGGCAAACACAUGGGGCAAUGCUAAGUGAAUGGUUUUGGUGGGAUCGGCUUUGGUUACCAAGGCCUGUGACAUGGGCGGACCUACAAGAUGGAGAGGGGCGUGUCUAUGCCCGUGUGUCCCACCUGUACGUCACUAUACCUGUAGCAGUACUGCUGCUAGGGCUAAGAGCAUUAUAUGAAAGACUGAUCGCUAUGCCACUCGCUAAUGCCCUUGGGGUUAAAGACAAAGUUCGCUUGAGAGCGUCGCACAACCCAGUGAUGGAAAAAUACUUUAAUACACACUCGAAACAUCCAACACAGGAAGAUAUAAACGGUAUUUGUAAGAAGUCUGGCUGGUCGGAAAGGCAGGUGGAACGCUGGUUCCGCAGAAGGAGGAACCAAGACAGACCCGGAUUACAAAAGAAAUUUAAAGAAGCCAGUUGGCGGUUUGCUUUUUAUCUGCUAUCUUCUCUCGGAGGAGUGCUGGCUCUAUAUGAUAAACCUUGGUUUUAUGACCUACGAGAAGUGUGGGCAGAAUUUCCCAAACAAUCACUGCUGGAUUCUCAGUACUGGUAUUACAUCAUUGAGAUGAGUUUUUAUGGAUCUUUAUUAAUCAAUGUGGCUGCAGAUGUGAAACGUAAGGACUUUAAGGAGCAGUUGGUCCAUCACUGGGCAACUUUAACACUGCUGUCCUUCUCAUGGUGUGCCAACUACAUCAGAAUUGGGACACUGGUCAUGCUCGUGCAUGACACAUCUGAUGUCUUAAUGGAGUCUGCUAAGAUGUUCAACUAUGCUGGAUGGGAGACUACAUGCAACAGUAUCUUUGUGGUUUUUGCUGUGGUUUUUAUGAUAACCAGACUCAUCAUCUUUCCAUUCUGGCUGAUUCACUGUACGUGGGUGUAUCCUCUGGACCAGUUUGAACCCUUUUUCGGCUAUUAUUUCUUUAAUGUAAUGCUGGUGGUCCUGCUGCUGUUGCAUGUGUUCUGGGCCUCAUUGAUUCUUCGCAUGGUCAAAAAGUUCCUUUUCGGAAAACUAAAAGGUGAUGAGAGAAGUGAUGAGGAAGAGGAUGAGGAGGAGUCUGAGGAAGAGCACACAUGCAAUCAUACUAAUGGAUCUGUGAAAGGACUGUCUAACGGUCAUUGACACAUAGUGAGACGUUUUAUACAUACAGAU